Molecule: messenger RNA, 633 nt
Organism: Aspergillus heteromorphus CBS 117.55
Lineage: Eukaryota; Fungi; Ascomycota; Eurotiomycetes; Eurotiales; Aspergillaceae
Product: MAPEG family protein
Exons: 3
Coding region: 120-617 (165 amino acids)
Cellular component (GO): membrane
Source: RefSeq, a predicted model, not a curated record
CUCUCUUUCUUUCAUCUCUCUCUCACUCACUCACUCACUUACUCUCACUCUCUUCACCUAUUAAGCCACAAUCCAUCACCACCUCAUAACACAGCUAACGAACUUGUCUCCGAUUCAUCAUGUCUUUCCUCCUCGACUUCCUCGGUCUCCACGCAACCCCCACCGGCCCACCCCCCAACCACGCCAUCGCCUACCUCAUCGGCAACUGGUUCCUCGCGCACGGCGUCCUGAGCACCCGCCCCGCCAAGCGCCUCUUCGGCCUCGACCACAACGUCGCCCCGCGCGAAGACCUCUCCAAGUACGGCGAGGCCGCCGUGCAGGCCGGCAAGAUCACCCGCUCGCAAUUGAAUCGCUUGAAGCGUCAGGAAGCCGCCCAUGCGAAUACCAUAGAGGGGUUUCCGUUGUUUGUGGCUGCGGUCCUAGUAUCAUUGUUUGCGGGCCUACCGAGCGAGACGAUCAACGGGAUUGGACUGUGGUAUACGGUGUCGAGGGUGGCGUUCGGGGUGGCGUAUGUGGGGAUCGAGUCGGAGGGGUGGAGCUUUUUGAGAUCCCUGCUGUGGUGGUCUGGGAAUGUGAGCUGUAUUACGGCGUUGGUGUUGGGGGGGAAGAACUUGUGAAGGGGUAGGAAGUAUG